GUGGUUUGCAGUAGCGGGUGAUACAGUUUCUCAAGAACAGUUGUUCAUUCGUAUUGAUUUAUUGCAGAAUGAUGUUGGCCCAAGAGAUGGAUCUUGAUGGUGCCGUUCAGCAGGUCCUGAAGAACGCCGCCAAGUGCAGAGGGAUAUCACGUGGCUUGAACGAAUGCACGAAACUGAUUGAGCAACGCCGUGUAGUUCUCUGUUUUCUCGCUGAGAAUUGCAAUGAAAAGGCUUACACCACCCUUAUAGAGGCCUUGUGUCACGAACACGGCAUUCCUUUAGUGAAGGUACCUGAUAACAAGAAACUCGGUGAAUGGUCUGGAUUAUGUAAAUAUGACAAAGAAGGGAAAGCCAGAAAAGUUGUCUCAGCUUCCUGUAUUGUAAUCACAGACAUUGGAGAAGAAUCCUAUGGACUUAAGUAUUUGGUGGAGAAAUUCAGACUUCCAAUACAGACAAGGGAGGCAUAGUAUGUACUAAUCAGGUAUUCUUAUAAAGCAAUGCUGAACGAUU
Molecule: messenger RNA, 510 nt
Organism: Trichobilharzia szidati
Lineage: Eukaryota; Metazoa; Platyhelminthes; Trematoda; Strigeidida; Schistosomatidae
Source: the annotation of a GenBank genome assembly